CCCCUCACUUCUUUUUAACUCCUAUUAAUUCCCUUCACUUGUUAUGAAAUUCAAGAAUCCAAAAUCUUGAAUUUUUCUUUCUUUCAACUUAUAUAACGCUAUUCUGAAUCAUAAAUCAAUUAAUCGACGUUCUAACAUGAGGACGGGCGGUUAUACUUUCCAACAAUCAUUAACUUGUGAAUCUUCAAGUAUAGUAAAACAAGCUGUGAACUUAGCUAGAAGAAGAGGUCAUGCACAAGUUACUCCUCUUCAUGUAGCAAGUGCUAUGCUUUCAUCUUCCACUGGUCUUCUUAAAAGAGCUUGUCUUCAAUCCCAUACACAUCCACUUCAAUGCAAAGCACUUGAACUUUGUUUCAAUGUUGCACUUAAUAGACUUCCCACUUCUGUUUCAAGUCCAAUUUUAGGUCCUCAUUCACAUCUCCCUUCACUUUCUAAUGCCUUAGUUGCUGCAUUCAAAAGGGCUCAAGCUCAUCAACGUCGUGGAUCGAUAGAGAAUCAACAACAACCAAUCUUAGCCCUCAAAGUAGAGAUAGAACAACUAGUCAUCUCAAUUCUUGAUGAUCCAAGUAUUAGUAGAGUCAUGAGGGAAGCUGGUUUUUCUAGUACACAAGUGAAAAACAAUGUAGAACAAGUUGUUUCUAGUAUGGAGAUUAUUACUAGCACAAAGCCAUUAGUACUAGGAAACAACAACACCAACAUGUCACAAAUAACAUCAUCAUCAACUAGUCAUCAUGUACUAAAUUUGUCACUUAGUAAAACAGGACAACAUCAAGUUACAAAGAAUGAUGAUGUGAUGAGUGUUGUGGAAAGUAUGAUGAAUUCCAAGAAAAGGAGAAACAUUGUUGUUAUUGGUGAGUGUUUAGCAACAGCUGAAGGGGUUAUUAGAGGAGUUAUAGAUAAGUUUAAUAAAGGUGAAGUUCAAGGAGACAUGAAACAUGUGCAAUUCAUAAGUGUCCCACUUUUCACACUUAGAAAUGUUUCAAGAGAAGAGUUUGAGAUCAAACUUAGAGAGCUUAGGACUUUAGUAAAAAACUAUAUGAAUAGAGGGGUUGUUUUGUAUUUAGGUGAUCUUAGGUGGGUAUCUGAGUUUUGGACAAAAUAUGGUGAACAACAAAGGAAUAUUAGUUACUAUUCUCCUGUUGAACACAUGAUAAUGGAGCUUAGUAGAUUGUUGAAUAGUGCAAUGGGAGAAAAUGGAAGGCUAUGGCUUCUUGGAAUUGCAAGUUUUCAAACUUACACAAAGUGUAAAACUGGAUAUCCUUCUUUACAGACCCUUUGGGAUCUUUAUCCACUUACCAUUCCUGUUGGAAGUUUGGGUCUCAGCCUCAAUCUUACAAGUGAUUUGCAUAGUCACUUUAGGAACAAGGCAGCAAUGGAUGGUUCAAGCUGGUCACUUGGUAGAGCUGGAGUUGAGAAGAAUCUAACUUGCUGUGCUGAUUGUUUAGCCAAUUUCAACAAAGAAGCUAAAACCAUUUCAAGCAUACAAGUUAAAACUGAGUCAACAACUUAUUCCAGCUCAAGUUUGCCUUUAUGGCUCCAAAAGUACAAGGAAGAGCACAAACAAAAAAACAAUCAAAAGGAAUCUGAAUUGAUGUUAGAUCUAUGCAAGAAGUGGAAUUCUAUUUGCAGUUCUGUUCAUAAACAACAACAACCUCAUUUUCUUGAGAAAGGCUUAAUUAAUCCACUAUCUUCAUCACCAUCUCCUUGUUCCUCUAAUUCAAUAUCCUCUUCAAAUGACCACAUGAUGAAAAGUUCCACCAAGUUGCAUAAAAGUCUUUUGAAUUGGCCUGUCAUUUUUGAACCAAAUCAAUCACCAAAAGAACAUCAAUUCUUCAUAUCUGAUCCAAAUGAAGUCAUUAGUAGUACAAAGCCAGAGCUUUUAUCCAAUCCUAAUUCAAGUCCAAAUUCUGCUUCUUCAAGUGAAGCAAGUGGAUACAUUGAGAACAUUGAUAGAUUCAAGGAGUUCAAUUCAGAGAACAUGAAAGUCCUUUGUAAGGCAUUGGAGAAAAAAGUUCCAUGGCAAAAAGACAUCAUUCCUGAGAUAGUAAGUACAAUUCUUGAAUGUAGGUCAAAAAAGAAAGAAUCUUGGUUGUUCUUUUUAGGUGGUGAUUCUGAAGGAAAGGAGAAAAUUUCAAGAGAAUUGGCGAAAAUCGCGUUUGGUUCAUCAGAAGAAGAAGAUCAUAGCUUUAUUUCCAUUGGAAUCAGCAGCUUUUCAUCAGCAAAAUCUGAUUCAACUGAUCAUAAUCAAGAAGUGAUUAGUAACAAGAAAAGAUCAAGAAAUGAACAUGGAAGGAGUUAUCUUGAGAGAUUUGCUGAUGCAAUUCAAGAAAAUCCAAGCAGAGUUUUCUUCAUGGAAGAUAUUGAUCAAGUUGAUACCUUUUCACAAAAGGGUAUCAAGAAAUCAAUAGAAACUGGAAGAUUAACACCUUCUGAUAGUGAUUUAGUGUCUUUUAAAGAUGCUAUAAUCAUUUUUACCUCUGAGAGCUUAAGUUCAUCAGUUACAAAGAAAUGUGAUGAUGAUGAUUACAAUCAAGAUUAUUCUAAGGAGAAAAAUCAAGAAAAUAUUGGAGAUGAUGAAAGUAUAUUGGAUUUGAAUGUUGCAACUCAUGAGGAAUUAGCAAAUGGAGAUGAAAAUUUAGUUGGAAUUUGGGAAGCAGUGGACAAACAAGUCAUGUUCAAGAUUCAAGUCUUGUGAUAAACUUAGUAAAAACUCAAGUUGUUAUGACUUUAAUUUUUGUCUUUUUUGUUGUUGUUGUUACUUAAGUUUUAGUGUAAGUUUUUAUUUUCAAUAUGAUGUUAAAAUACUGGGGAGGGGUAAACAUGAGAUUAACUGAAGAAGAAAUAGGUCCCUUAGAUUAAUUAGAUUAAAUGGAGAGUUUGAUAAUGUAGGAUUUUAUGUACAUGUAACACCUCAUUUGAUCUUUUGUAAUACUACUACAUAUUAAUGCUCAA
This is a messenger RNA of Solanum dulcamara, 2952 nucleotides long. RefSeq names its product protein SMAX1-LIKE 3-like. Bases 137 to 2695 code for a protein of 852 amino acids. The transcript is spliced from 3 exons. The record is from RefSeq and is a predicted model, not a curated record. Gene Ontology annotation, molecular function: ATP binding; ATP hydrolysis activity. NCBI's taxonomy places the organism in Eukaryota, Viridiplantae, Streptophyta, Magnoliopsida, Solanales, Solanaceae.